CUUUCGAACGGAAGAGGGCGGCAACACACCGUUGCUGCAUCUAGACUGCCGCACUGAGGAAGAAGAACAAGAAGAGGCGGAGGAGGACGGGGCACGUUUUCUAAAAUGGCCACGUUAGUCCUGGACAACGGAGCUUAUACGGCAAAAAUAGGAUACAGUCAAGAGAAAGUCAGCGUCAUCCCAAACUGCCAGUUUCGCUCCAAGACUUCCAGAAUCAAAACCUUCACUGCCAAUCAGCUCGAUGAGAUCAAAGAUCCUUCAGGUCUCUUUUAUAUCCUCCCCUUCCAGAAGGGUUAUCUGGUCAACUGGGAUGUCCAGAGGAAAGUGUGGGAUCAUUUGUUUGGAAAAGAGAUGUUCAAGGUGGAGUUUGCAGACACCAGCGUCAUCAUCACAGAGCCGUACUUCAACUUCACCUCCAUUCAGGAGUCGAUGAACGAGAUCCUGUUUGAGGAGUACCAGUUCCAGUCAGCUCUCAGGAUAAAUGCGGGCUCUCUCAGCGCUCAUCACUACUUCAGCACUAAAUGCUCGGAGCUCUGUUGUUUGGUGGUCGACACCGGAUUCUCCUUCACCCACAUCGCCCCCUACUGCCGCAGCAAGAAAAUGAAGGAGGGCAUUCACAGGAUCAAUGUAGGAGGGAAGCUGCUGACCAAUCACCUGAAGGAGAUCAUUUCUUAUCGCCAAUUACAUGUCAUGGAUGAAACUCAUGUGAUCAACCAGGUGAAAGAGGAUGUCUGCUACGUGUCCCAGCACUUUUACAAGGACAUGGAGAUUGCACAGUUGAAGGGGGAGGAGAACACUGUGAUGAGGGAUUAUGUUCUUCCAGAUUUUAGCUCCAUUAAAAAAGGCUUCUGCAAGCCUCGAGAGGAGAUGGUCUACAAUGGAAAGUAUAAGACAGGAGAGCAGAUCCUGAGGUUGGCCAACGAGCGCUUUGCUGUUCCUGAGAUGCUCUUUCACCCCUCGGACAUCGGCAUCCAGGAGAUGGGCAUCCCAGAGGCCAUUGUCCACUCCAUCCAGUCCCUCCCAGAAGAGAUGCAGCCCCACUUCUACCAGAACAUCGUCCUGACUGGAGGAAACACAUUGUUUCCAGGCUUCAGAGAGCGAUUGGAGGCAGACCUACGGUCCCUCGUCCCGGCACACCUGCCUGUGUCAGUCCUGCUACCUGCAAAUCCCAUCUGCUAUGCAUGGGAAGGAGGAAAGCUGCUAGCCCACAACCCGGACUAUGAUGAAAUGGUGGUGACAAGAGAGGACUAUGAAGAGAACGGACACUGUAUUUGUGAAGAAAAGUUUGAUAUUUGACCUCUGCGUCAUCAUGGAGGUGAAGAAAUUCUGCAUCUAAGACAUGAGUCGUGCCGUCCUCCCAGCAGGCUCUUGUACUGUAAUUCUGACACAGGAUCAACUGGAUUUGCCUUCAAAGUCAUACAGCAAAAUGGAUUCACACGACAAAAAUGAAAAGUUUUCUACAGUAGUUUUAUUUUUAUUUCAAUGUGUUAUUCUUGGGUAUUCCAAGAUGCUUCUUUUCAUACGUGUGUAUAUACUGAUGAGUUUUCUGACCCAUUAAGAUGUUUUGGAGCCAGCAGACUUUGUGACCUCAAGUGCUUAAUUUAUUAUAGUAAAGUCUUAAAUGAAAAUGUGUUAAGACUACAGGUAGAUCCUAAGUAUGACUUAUUACAUGUUGAAAUACUUUAGGACUGCAACUAACAAUUCUUUCUGUAAUUGUCUAUGAAUCUAGUGGUCCUUGAUUUGAUUACUCUGAACCGUCUACCUGACGGCAGCACUUCAAACAGUGAACGUCCUGGGUGUGAAGUGUCCUUAAUGAUGGUCUGAGCUUUUUUGAGGCAGCGAGAACUGUGUAGUUCUUCCAGAGUGA
Molecule: messenger RNA, 1867 nt
Organism: Monopterus albus (swamp eel)
Lineage: Eukaryota; Metazoa; Chordata; Actinopteri; Synbranchiformes; Synbranchidae
Gene: actr6
Product: actin related protein 6
Exons: 12
Coding region: 106-1296 (396 amino acids)
Source: RefSeq, a predicted model, not a curated record